AUGUGGGCCUUUAAGCAAACAGUGUAUGAAAAGGACGGAAUGAAGGAAGAGAAGAAGGAAAUGGGAAUAAGAAAAGGGUCUGGGAAAGAAGGAGACCAGUCGAUUGGAAAACUCUUGGAGCUUUGCUUGGUUUUCAUGCUUCCCAUGAAAAAAGGUAUAAAAGUAGAACGGGGUGAAGUUGGUCCGGAUAAGGUACGAUACGAUACAGCGCGAUGGAUUGAAAAAUGA
Molecule: messenger RNA, 228 nt
Organism: Enterobius vermicularis (human pinworm)
Lineage: Eukaryota; Metazoa; Nematoda; Chromadorea; Rhabditida; Oxyuridae
Source: the annotation of a GenBank genome assembly